Molecule: messenger RNA, 1144 nt
Organism: Impatiens glandulifera
Lineage: Eukaryota; Viridiplantae; Streptophyta; Magnoliopsida; Ericales; Balsaminaceae
Product: membrin-11-like
Exons: 5
Coding region: 1-849 (282 amino acids)
Biological process (GO): vesicle fusion
Cellular component (GO): Golgi apparatus; endoplasmic reticulum membrane; ER to Golgi transport vesicle membrane
Molecular function (GO): SNAP receptor activity; SNARE binding
Source: RefSeq, a predicted model, not a curated record
AUGACCAGCAUCCAAAAUCCACUCUUCUCCCCACUUAUAGACUUUAAAGCAAUGAAGCUUUAUAUAAUAAAAACUGGCCUGGCCGGAGAAACUUGUUGCGUCUUUUUCUCAAAUCUGGAUUUGCCGUCUCUCUCCAUCUCUCUCUCUCUCUCUCUCGAUCUCUCUCAAUUGUUGAUCGCCAUGGAAGGAGGUGGAACACUAUCGGAGCUGUAUCAUAGUUCCAAAAGAUUGCUUAUCCGAACCAGAGACGGUCUAGAAAGGCUUGAACGUCUUGAAUUCUCAUCAAAUGCCAUCGAUUCUCCCGAUCUCUCUACCGCCAUCAGAAAAGAUAUCACUCAGAUCCAGUCCUUAUGUGUCGAGAUGGACCGCUUGUGGAGUUCCAUCGCCGCCAAAUCUCAGCGAGAUCUAUGGAAAAGAAAGGUAGAACAAGUUGCUGAAGAGGCUGAUUCAAUUAGAGAAAGUUUGGAUAGAUAUUUAGUUAGGAAUGAAAAACGAGUUCAAGAAGUUAAAGAUAGGGCUGAACUUCUUGGAAGAGCUAAUGGAGAAUCGUCUCAUAUUUUGAGGAUAUUUGACGAAGAGGCGCAAGCUAUGCAAUCGGCUCGUAACUCGUCUAGGAUGCUGGAAGAAUCGUAUGCUACUGGAGUUGCUGUUCUCGCCCAAUAUGCUGGCCAAAGAGAGCGGUUAAAGAGAGCACAAAGGAAGGCACUGGAUGUGCUGAACACAGUUGGGCUGUCGAAUUCAUUGUUGAGGCUCAUUGAAAAGCGACACCGCGUUGAUAGAUGGAUCAAGUACGUUGGCAUGUUCUUCACAAUCAUCAUACUCAUUGCAUUUUGGAGAUGGACUCAUUAAAGCCAACUUUGAUACACAUUCGGCUUUUUAUAGCAACUGCAUGCAUCAAAACAACAGUUGGUUUCAGAAUCAGAAGAUAUCUCAAGUAUGCAUGCAAUUCAAUAUCAUGUGAAUUUUAAAUCGCUAUUCCUUUCUCCUCCUUCUAUAAGAAGAACUGUAAAUGGAGUUCAUGAUUAGCAAACCAUAAUGGAUAUAGACACUAGUAUUUUUGUAAUAUAGAUACUAGUGGAUUGCAAAUUGUAACUGAUGGUUUUGUUUUCAUUCUAAAACAACACCAUUUCAUCUUGUUUUCUCA